Letharia columbiana is the source of this 4347-nucleotide messenger RNA. RefSeq lists its product as uncharacterized. Lineage: Eukaryota; Fungi; Ascomycota; Lecanoromycetes; Lecanorales; Parmeliaceae. Gene Ontology annotation, molecular function: histone binding. The coding region runs from base 1 to 4347 and encodes 1448 amino acids. Gene Ontology annotation, biological process: positive regulation of transcription by RNA polymerase II; DNA damage checkpoint signaling. The record is from RefSeq and is a predicted model, not a curated record. Gene Ontology annotation, cellular component: nucleus. The transcript has 2 exons.
AUGGAGACCCAGCUUGAUAGUAUUGAUAUUUCGCAGUUGAAAGCGUUUGCCCUCGGUUUGAACCAUGACCAGUCUGAUCGCGACUCGCCCCGGGCGACCGCGCCGCCUCCAAGCAAUCAUCAUCCUCAAGCAGACACAUCAUUGACUGCCCUAGGUCAAAACCUCACUCACAAUUCACAUCCUCACUACCCAACACACACUCAGCCAUGCUCUGCACGUCGUACUUCUGGCCCCAGUACCCGUGGGCAGCGGCAUUCUGCUUCCCAGCCUGAACUGCCAAGCACCAUUCCCGAGUCCUUAAGGAGCAAGAUGUUCGGAAUAGACAGUCAGUCUGAAGGCGACACCCAGCCGGUCUCCCAGUCUGUCUACAAGGAAUUUGCUAGCAAGCGCACGGAGCAGCUGGCGACAAGAGAGGGAUCAGAGAACCACGGAAAUAACACUUUGGAAGAAAGUGCCGCGUUGCAUAGUCUACUUGAAGGCGAGGCUGGCCAUAUCGAUCUUCUCGGUGCCUUCGAGCAGCCAUCUCUCAUCGAUAACGAACACCCGGAUGCAGAUCAUGAGGACGAUGAUAUCGAUCCCUUAUCGCAAGCAGUAGACACUCGCGCAGAUUUGUUUCCGGAAUCCAAACGCUUUCAACAACCAAAGACGCCUGCUACAAAUGGCAAGAAGCGUAAACGUGGGGUUGAGACGGAGUCCCAAGGGAGUGCUACUACUCUCAGUCUGCCAGUGAACCCUUUUGCAGGAGGUAUUGGGAGUCUGGAUGGGUUGAUGGGCCCAAGCCAAUUGUUCAAUGCUACACAGGCUCUGACCUCACCAUUGACGAACAUUAUACCAUCUGAUGGUUUAUCUGAGAGGCCUUCGCCAGACACGCACAUAAUACAGCGCUCAGCAACAGUAGGCUUACUUUCGUCACCGGCUGACCCUUCACGCUUCAAUACAAUCCGUGCAGUCACCGAGCCGCAAACUACAUACGUGUCGAUGAAAGAGUCACAAGAAGCGAGAGAGCGAUACCUUCGAUCCUUGAAGGCCGCCGAAAUUCUAUCGCCUGAUGAGCUGUCCGACGAUGAUUUUGGAUCUGCAGAUACCCAGCUUCGAAGAAGAUCAAAACAGAGGCGUAUAGAUACAGAAGCCAAAAACCAAUUUGCCGGCCUUACGGCGCGGGCUAGUCCACUGAUAGGUGGUAACAGUCGAGUUCGAGCUGGACGAAAUAAAGACACGCCCAGCAGGGUCGGUACGCGUCAAGCUGGAAGAGAAGCUAGCAAGCCUGUCGUUAUUUCCGACGAUGCGCCGAUGGAAGAUACGCUGGGGAAUCUUACUGAAGAUGAAACGGAACGUGAAGAAGAGGUUCAAACUGACGAUUAUGAUGACGUGGAUGAGCUGGCUGAAGAGAACAAGGAGAAUGUUGAGGUGCCAAGGACGAUCUCGAGAGCUCAUCACACGACAUCACAAGUUGUUAUCUCACAACCUAGCCCUUCUCAUCGGAAUGUACGGACAGCAAAAGGAGGAUCUCAGACAAGCAGAGUGGUGCAUGUGGAGAGCAGUUCUCAAAACACCAGAUCUCAGGAGCUCGAAAAAGCUGUCGAAGGCGCAACUCAACCAGAUGCCAUUGCAGAUUCGCAGACGUCUCAGGGCCGCGCUAAAUCAGAGCAACUUUCUAAAACCAAGGAUGCUAGAGCUUUUACCGGGCCUCAAUCUUCCCUAGACUCACGGGUCCUCGUGCCGCAGUCUCAGUCGUCACGAGCAUUGCAGGCUACGAAUUCAUGUGAAGGCAGAGUUGAAGGAAAUAAGUGUUCCGGGGAUCUACCAAGUAGUCCCAUACUUCUCAAGGGUGUGCACCAUAAUGCAGAUUUUAGCCGCGGGCCGCCGCACGCAUCUGCAGAACCACUACGAUUGGAAGGACCGAGCAGAGAAUUACCAGGACCGGCACCUGCGUCCCGGACGACGCAGGAGCAACCUGCAUCUUCAGCGCCGCAAAGCAGCCCAGCCAAGGGCUACCAUCUCCCAAUGACAAAUUCAGUGCCAGCUAAGAGCACAAUACCUGAAACGAGCCCCUCGUCAAAGCCAGUUCACAUUCAAAACCAAUCUGCAGGAGAUACCUCAAAUUCCAUGCCUUCUCCAAGGACCACGCCCAAAUCUGCAUCAAAGGCAGCAUCGAGCCACUCUAUCGCUGAGCAAUCACGGCCUUCUACACUUUUCGAAACUGCACAAGAACACUUGGCUGAGUCGCCUUCCAAGUCACACUCCCAGCGAAUACAGAAAGCUUCUCAGACCAGACAGGUGUCCCCAAUCAAGACAAGGCUCUCAAGGACCAUCAGUGAGAUCGCAGCCGAUCCUACCCCCCCAGACGUAAUUGGAGACGUUGACUUGGACAUCAACAUAUUGACCAAUGAGGAUAUUGAGUUUCAGAAUGCCAUUAGUGGCUCCAGUUCAAUUGCACACGCUAGUAGAAGGCGACGAGGCGGCCGAGGACUUGCCCUGCAAGUCGCACAUCAGGAGCCAAACAAGCUACCUCCAGCCCCUCGCUCUCCGCUACUACAGUCAUUCAGCUCAGCUCCACCUGGUUCCUCGGCAAUCUCUCCCAUCACCCCUUAUCCAACGUCCGAAGCGGACAGGCCAAGCUCAGUCGUCUCUGUCAUAAUUAAGCAAGCUCCAACCAAGGGGGAUCACACCUUAGAGCCAAAGAGUGCCCCGGCUGCAAAGCCAGCGGUGACUACACGGGCGACGUCCGUAUCGAACAAAGCUCAACCGUCUGCUACUCCUCAACUUAUCACCAAGCCUCAGACUGUUGCGGCUAGAAAUGCCAGCGUUCCUGAACGACUAGCCACUUCACAUACAAAUUUUUCGUCUACUGAUCAAGGCCCAGCCAAUAUGCGCGCCGUGACAGCACCGAACCGGGUAUUUGCACAUUUCAAUGGCUCAAAUCCUGCUUACUACCCUGCUACAUGCUUGGAGACGAUUGGCGGCGAUGAGCCUCGCUAUCGUGUCCGGUUCGAAGACGGCACCAUAGAUGUCAUCGGUGGGUAUGGCAUCAAAAGACUGGAAUUACUGCCCGGAGACGUUGUGAAGGUCGAUCUCCCGGGGGCCCGUAAAAUGAAUUAUGUUGUCGAAGGAGUGCAGAAUCAGCAUAUUUCCGCUGUUACUAGAGGUCCGGCGACACCUUCCCGUCGUGGCUGUCUUGCUCCCACCAAGGAUUCGGCUUUCCCUGAAACAGACGUUUACGGGAAUGCCACGGUCUUGAUGUCUCCCAAGCAGCGGCUAUCAAUAGAUGGUGAACAAGCGGAGAUCUCGCCAAUCGCUGUGCCCCUGACGCUAGUCUACCUUACUCAGACGAUGUGGACUGCCAUCAAGGACCGACAAUAUACGCACCUGUCAAACAAGCCGCAUAUCUCGACUGGGCUACAGACACCCUCCGAGCGACCCUCGACGCCUUCCACUCCGUCUUCUCGUACUCGCCGCGUCAAGGCUUCUAGUCUGGUCCAAGCUCGCUCAACGGCCAUCGGCAACAAUUCAAGCGACGGUAUUUUCAGGAACAUGGCCUUCGCCAUUACCAACAUUGAUCGUGCCGAUGAGCACGAGCGAAUCAAGAAUCAUGUUACUUCCAACGGUGGUAAUAUUCUCAGCACUGGCCUGGACGAACUUUUUCACAUACCCGCUCUUCCUCGUACGACCAGUCCAGCCGAUCCCAAUGCUGAUACAUCCUUUCAUCUGACACCGGCCGCCAAAGACCUUGGCUUCACCUGCCUCAUAGCAGACAAACACUGUCGCACCGCCAAAUUCAUCCAAGCUCUUUCUCUUGGAAUUCCUUGCCUCUCUACUCGAUGGAUCUCAAAUUGUGUGGCCAAGCAGCGUAUUCUACCUUGGGCUCCGUAUCUGCUUCCAUCAGGCGAAUCGUCGUUCCUUGGCGGCGCCGUGCGCUCACGCGUGCUGCAUCCAUUUGAUGCUGAGACAGCCACUCUGUCCGAUAUUGUGGAAAACCGACCUAGGAUGCUGAAUGACGCUUCUGUUCUUCUCAUCAUGGAAAAGAGCCAUGAGAAGAGCAUGCAGCAACAUCCUCUGAUCACUCACGCGCUCGGAGCCAGCAAAGUUUCCAGGGCCAUUAGUGAUGCAUCAGCAGCGAAAGCAGUGGCGGACGCUCAAGCCUUGGGCGAGCCAUGGGACUGGGUGUUUAGCUACAACAAAGAGCUGGAGAUUGAAGAGAAGCUGUUUGGGGGAAACGGGACAGGCAAGAAACGAAAGCGUGGCAGAGACAGCGAACACGGGCCUUCUGGUAAGAAAGGGAAGACGAGGGUGGUAGGGAAUGAGUUUGUGAUUCAGAGUUUGAUACUCGGGAUGCUGAUCGAAGAAUAA